CAGGUCAGCAUCUGCUCUCGUUGACCACGACUCCCCUUCUCCAAUGGCGGACUGCGAAGGACUGGCGGCCUGAUCCAAGGUGAAUGAGGCCGGGGGAGGACAAAGGAGGGAUGAGCAAAGAAGAAGAAGAAGAAGAAGAGGAGGAGGAGGAGGAAGAGAAGACGAAGAAGAAGACUAAGGAUAAGGAUCGCUCUGCGAUAAGGUUGGCCGUCGAGGAGCUCUCCCUGGUCGAGCAUCAGGGGAAAGCUUCUACCUUGGCCUUUCUCGCCGUCUCCAACCUGCUCUUGCAAUUCCUUGAUAAGAUUGGACCGACCGUGGCCGUCCUGAGGCACGACAUCCGGCGGAAUAUCGAGAGAUUGGAAGAUGUAUACGUUUUGGACGCAUCGGGUUACUCAAGUUUGGUAGAUAUAAUCAAGAAAGAAGUGAGCGAGGGAACUGCAAGGAAGUCUGAUAGCUGUACAAGAGCUACAUUAUGGCUUACUAGGUCCAUGGAUUUUAGUGUUGCACUACUAGAGAUACUAAAUAAGGAUUCUGAAUUGAGUCUUCAACAAGUUGUUGAAGAAGCAUAUAAGACUACACUAAAACCAUGGCAUGGUUGGAUCUCAUCUGCUGCUUACAAGGUAGCUUUGAAGCUCAUCCCAGAGAAGAAACUAUUCAUCAGCUUGCUAAUGGGUAAGGGGCAAGAUCAGAACAUGUUGAAGCCCGAUAUCCAGAACCUGGUCUCAUUAGUUCAGCCUCUUCUAACUGAUAUCCAUGCCAACUUGAAAAAGCUUCGGCUCGACAGAUUGAAGUCGACCUAAAACACGAAAUCCAUCUCGAUCAAUCUUCAUGUAGAAAAUCUGCGGAUGACCAUUGGAUUCUUCCUCGAUUUGUGAUCCUAAUCUUUUUUGUUGUGUAAAUAUGGAUGAGAAGACGUAACUAUGGGAAGGUAGCGUAGUAGAUUUAGUGCAUGCAUACACAUCCAGCUCGAGAACAACGGUGUCAUAGUGCCCUUAUAAGUCUUGGAGAGGACGUAGCUGCGGGCCAUGCAGAACGGCUCGCUCCCUCCCACCACCGGCAGCUCCGCCGCAUCCGGGAGCUUCGGGUAGAUGGAGGAGACGGCAAGCGAGCCGCAUUUGUCAGGCUCGCCGUUACUAUGGGAGGCCACGACGUGGGAGCCCCGAGCGCGUCCGACGAGCUUCGACGUGAGGCCCGGCCAUCGGGCCAGCGGAUCAUCGACGACGAUGGUGUUCCCGUAGUAAGACUUCGGUUUCGAUUUCGGUUCAUAUUUUCGAU
Messenger RNA from Musa acuminata subsp. malaccensis (wild Malaysian banana), 1275 nucleotides. Lineage: Eukaryota; Viridiplantae; Streptophyta; Magnoliopsida; Zingiberales; Musaceae. The record is from RefSeq and is a predicted model, not a curated record.